This is a messenger RNA of Aspergillus steynii IBT 23096, 465 nucleotides long. RefSeq lists its product as uncharacterized. The record is from RefSeq and is a predicted model, not a curated record. The coding region runs from base 34 to 465 and encodes 143 amino acids. NCBI's taxonomy places the organism in Eukaryota, Fungi, Ascomycota, Eurotiomycetes, Eurotiales, Aspergillaceae. The transcript has 4 exons.
UUUCCAACCCAAUUUCCAACCAACCAACCCACGAUGAAGCUUUCGACUAUCUUCUCCGCCUCGUUCCUCGCUGCCCUUGCAGUCGCCGCCCCGGCACCCGCCAGAGCCGGCCAAGCCAACCUGCCCGAAAAACGAGAAGGGGGAGAAGGACAAUGCCCGCCCGGAACUGUCUGGGAGUAUCCCAACGGGGACGACGAAGUCGGCGGUUGUGUGGUCGACCACAGUACCGGGUCUGCUGAGAAACGAGACCUUCCCGAGGACGGGGAAUGUCCUGAGGGGCAGCAUCUCGAGCUGGAUGAGAAUGAUGUCGGUUAUUGCGCGAAGGACACCACUCCCGAGGAGGGACAGGAGCAGUCGGUCUGUCCUCCUGGGUCAGAGUGGGUUGGUGAGGGCGAGCAAGGUCGUUGUUCGGAGGUCCAGGAGGAGACUGAGCACGCUAAGCGCCAACAGGAGGAAGAGAAAUAA